AACAAAUUAAAGAAUUGAAAAAGAAAAUGGAAGAACCUGAUAAAGAACAAGUGAGAAAUAUGUUAUCCGCCUUAGGAAAAAAGCCUUCGGAAGAGCAAAUAAAAGCCAUGAUAAGCCAAAAAGAAGUUAGCCAAAUUGUUCAAAAAAGGUUAGAUAAUUUAUAUAAAUCUGCUGAAACUAUUGAAAUUAAGGAAGCACAACAGGAAAUAGUUAAUUUUUAUAGUAAUCUUCGUGAUUUUCCGGGUUGGAAAGAAAGAAUGGAUGCUGCUGAAUUUGAGAGAAAUAGAAAAUAUUUCCUUGCUCAAUUAGUCGAAAUCAAAAAUGCCUCCUUAACCAGUGAUAAAGGAAAAAUUAAAAAAGAUCUCGAAAGCAAUGGAUUAUUUCUUUCUGAUUUAAUUCAACUUUAUAACCAGCAUAAUAAAAGUGAAAAAGAGAUAGUUGAAGAGGUUCGCGAAGGGUUUCUGAAUGGAGAAGGCCACAAAAUGCGAAACUGA
Molecule: messenger RNA, 494 nt
Organism: Ambispora leptoticha
Lineage: Eukaryota; Fungi; Glomeromycota; Glomeromycetes; Archaeosporales; Ambisporaceae
Source: the annotation of a GenBank genome assembly